AUGGAGAUCGAAUGUAGAUUCCGAUACACAACAUUCAGUGACGAUAAAAGUUAUUACAGUUGUGUAAUAAAAAAUCAAGUAAUUCCAGAUAAUUGUGAAUUAAUAUUAACAGGACAACAUAAGUACGGCAAAACAAACAAGGACGUGAUUUAUGUUGAAUUUGGACGAUGCACAAUCACAAAAGUUCCACAAGGACUCACAAGAAUCUUUCCAAAUAUGACAAUGUUGUGGUUUUGUGGCGGACAAAUAAAGAAACUGGGUAAGGAUGACUUUGUUGAGUACAGGAACUUGGAGCGAUUUCAUUGCUCAAAGAAUGAAGUUGAAUUCCUGCCUGGCGACCUUUUUGAGGACACAAGAAAUUUAGAUUGGAUUUGCAUUGAAGAAAACAAGCUGAAAGUUGUGGAACCAAACAUUCUUGAAGGACUUGACAAGCUGAUUUACGUGUCUGUUCAAAAUUUACCAGAGUUUAGUGAGUGCUUUACAGUUGAGGAUCCACAAGGUUUAAGUCUAGCAGGAUUAAAAAGAAAUCUGAUGCAAAAAUACGUCAAUUAUUCGAGAAGCUUAAAGAACUCUGAGGAGGAAUUAAGGAAUGAAGUUCAGCAGUUGAAAGAUGCAAAAGCAGAUCUUGAGCAACAAAAUGCUUCAAUUAAGGAUAUUAAUGCUAACCUUCAAUCAGAGUUGGAACAAGAAAAGCUCAAAAACUCUCAAUUGCUUGUUGUGCCUCAAAAUAAAUUCCUAGAUGACCUCAAAGCCUUCAUCCAAGACGAGACCACAAAAGACUUCAAGAUCAUCAUUGAAGAUCAAGAAUUCCCAGUCCACAAAUUCUUGCUCACAGCUCGAAGUCCAACUCUGGCUGAAUUAUUCAAAGCCAAUCCAGCAAUUGAAAAUCUUAAUCUUGUUGACAUUUCGGUGGAAAUUUUUGAGAAAAUUCUUAAAUUUCUCUACACUGAUGAACUUCCAGGCGACGAUGGGACGAACUUUUUGCUCUUUUUUGCUGCUGCUGGGAAGUUGAAGAUCCAGGAACUUAAGGAAUUAUCAGCAACUAAACUAAUUGAUCGAUUUAAGAAGAAUAAUGUUCUUGAGAUUCUUAAACUAAGCAACAAAUAUGAACAUGAAGAGCUUAGAAAGGAAGCGUUUAAUAAGCUUAAAGUUUAUUAUCAAAAUUACAAGUUUAAGGACGAAUGGAUAGCAAGACCUGAAGUUGUUGAGAAGGCUAUUGAACAAUACAAGAAAGCAGAAGAUGAAAUUCGCAAAUUGGAAAAUGAUUUUGUAAAUGUUAAUAUUGAAAACUAA
Chironomus riparius is the source of this 1293-nucleotide messenger RNA. Lineage: Eukaryota; Metazoa; Arthropoda; Insecta; Diptera; Chironomidae. The record is from the annotation of a GenBank genome assembly.